This is a messenger RNA of Delphinapterus leucas (beluga whale), 1142 nucleotides long. It is a transcript of the gene PTK6, whose product is annotated as protein tyrosine kinase 6. The record is from RefSeq and is a predicted model, not a curated record. Gene Ontology annotation, molecular function: protein kinase activity; ATP binding. NCBI's taxonomy places the organism in Eukaryota, Metazoa, Chordata, Mammalia, Artiodactyla, Monodontidae. Gene Ontology annotation, biological process: protein phosphorylation.
GCGGCAGAGCAGUCUCCCCUCCUGCUCUGGGUCAGGCAUGUCCUGGACCUCUGCCAUCUCUGGCCCCACCCCUGCCAGUGGGCCUCUCUCAGCGCCUGUUCACAAGCGUCCCCUCCGUCCGGUGCGGGACCAGCAGACCGUUCGCCACUACAAGAUCUGGCGGCAGGACGGCCAGUUGCACCUCAACGAGGCUGUGUCCUUCCCCAGCCUACCCAAGCUCGUGGACCACCACGAGGCCCAGAGCCUGUCCCACGGCCUGUGGCUGACCUCGCCCCGCCGAAAGCAUGAGCUGGAGCCCCUGCCCCACUGUGACGAUUGGGAGAGGCCGCGGGAAGAGUUCACGCUCUGCAGGAAGCUGGGCUCCGGCUACUUUGGGGAGGUCUUCAAAGGGCUCUGGAAGGACAAGGUCCGAGUGGCCAUCAAGGUGAUCGUCCGAGCCGAGCUUCUGCGUCGGCACACGUUCCAGUCGGAGAUCCAGGCCAUGAAGAAGCCGCGGCAAGCCCAUCCUGGCACUGUGGGGGACCCUGGGUACAGCAUCACAGAGCUCCUGCCCAAGGGGAGCCUGCUGGAGCUGCUGCGGGACUCCGAUGAGAAAACCCUGCCCAUCUCGGAGCUGGUGGGCAUUGCAGCACAGGUGGCCGAGGGCAUGUGCUACCUGGAAUUGCAUAAUUACAUCCACGGCGAUCUGGCCGCCAGGAACAUCCUCGUGGGGGAAAACAACAUCUGCAAAAUCGGGGACCUGGGGCUGGGCAGGCUCAUCAAGAACGUCUACCUCUUCCAUGACCACAGCAUCCCUUACAAGUGGACUGCCCCCGAGGCACUCUCCCGAGGGCAUUACUCCAUCAAAUCUGACACCUGGUCCUUCGGGGUUCUCCUCCAUGAGAUUUCCAGCAGGGGUCAGAUGCCCUGUCCAGGUACUGGGCAUGUCCAUACCUUCCUGAGGGUAGAGGCGGGCUACCGCAUGCCCUGCCCCCUGGAGUGCCCACCCACCACACACAAGCUGAUGCUCUCGUGCUGGCACAGGGACCCCGAGCAGAGGCCCCACUUCAAAGGGCUGCGGGAAAAGCUCUCCAGCCUCAGAAGGUACGAGAACCUGCUCUGAGUCGGCCGCCUCCUUGCCACUGCCUGAAGGCCAGGCCAGC